AUGCCCGGAGCUGCCGCCGCCGCCGCCGCCGCCGCCGCCGCGAUGCUCCCGGCUCAGGAGGCAGCCAAGCUGUACCACACCAACUAUGUGCGGAACUCGCGGGCCAUCGGCGUGCUGUGGGCCAUCUUCACCAUCUGCUUUGCCAUCGUCAACGUGGUGUGCUUCAUCCAGCCCUACUGGAUCGGCGACGGCGUGGACACGCCGCAAGCCGGCUAUUUCGGGCUCUUCCACUACUGCAUCGGCAACGGCUUCUCCCGGGAGCUGACCUGCAGGGGCAGCUUCACGGACUUCUCCACGCUGCCCUCGGGCGCCUUCAAAGCUGCCUCCUUCUUCAUCGGCCUCUCCAUGAUGCUCAUCAUCGCCUGCAUCGUGUGCUUCACCCUCUUCUUCUUCUGCAACACGGCCACCGUGUACAAGAUCUGUGCCUGGAUGCAGCUCACCUCCGCUGCCUGCCUCGUGCUUGGCUGUAUGAUUUUCCCUGAUGGCUGGGAUUCAGAUGAAGUAAAACGGAUGUGUGGAGAAAAGACGGACAAGUACACCCUUGGGGCAUGUUCGGUCCGCUGGGCGUACAUUCUGGCUAUUAUUGGAAUCUUGGAUGCCCUCAUCCUCUCGUUUCUAGCAUUUGUGCUUGGGAACCGACAAGACAGCUUGAUGGCAGAGGAACUGAAGGCAGAAAACAAAGUUCUGCUAAGCCAAUAUUCUCUAGAAUGAGCACAAAACAAAUCAAAUAACAGCUAAACCAACCGAAC
Messenger RNA from Lepus europaeus (European hare), 749 nucleotides. RefSeq names its product LHFPL tetraspan subfamily member 3 (gene LHFPL3). The record is from RefSeq and is a predicted model, not a curated record. Gene Ontology annotation, biological process: sensory perception of sound. Gene Ontology annotation, cellular component: plasma membrane. The transcript has 3 exons. Bases 1 to 711 code for a protein of 236 amino acids. Lineage: Eukaryota; Metazoa; Chordata; Mammalia; Lagomorpha; Leporidae.